GGCUGGAAUGCUCCCGGGGCGGGGAGGGCGGCGCGUGCGUGCGACACUGUAACCGGGGGCCGGGGCCGGGGCCGGAGCCGGAGCCGGAGCCGGGGGCGGCCGGGGGGGCCGCUCGGUGCCUGCGGAGCCAGCGCCCGGGCCCGGCGGUGGCGCGAUGAACAAGCUCCGGCAGAGCCUGCGGCGGAAGAAGCCGGGCUACGUGCCCGAGGCCAGCCGGCCGCACCAGUGGCAGGCAGACGAGGAGGCCGUGCGCCGGGGCAAGUGCAGCUUCCCUGUGCGGUACCUGGGCCACGCGGAGGUGGAGGAGUCCCGUGGGAUGCACGUGUGUGAAGAGGCCGUGAAGAAGCUGAAAACAAGCGGGCGCAAGUCGGUGAAGUCGGUUCUGUGGGUGUCGGCCGACGGGCUGCGGGUCGUGGACGACAAAACAAAGGAUCUCAUCGUCGACCAGACCAUUGAGAAGGUUUCGUUCUGCGCCCCCGACCGCAACUUCGACAAGGCCUUUUCCUACAUCUGCCGCGACGGCACCACCCGCCGCUGGAUCUGCCACUGCUUCCUGGCCCUCAAGGACUCGGGCGAGCGGCUGAGUCACGCCGUGGGCUGCGCCUUCGCCGCCUGCCUGGAGCGCAAGCAGAAGCGGGAGCAGGAGUGCGGGGUGACGGCCUCCUUCGGCGCCAACCGCGCCAGCUUCGCCCGCCAGGGCUCCUUCCGCGCCCCGGCCGCCCGCCCGCCGCCGGACAGCCAGAAAGCGGAGGCCGCCCCCGCCGCCGCCCCCUCGGCGCCCCCCGGCCCCGCCCAGCCGGGCAGCGUCUCCCCGCCGCAGGGGGCCCCCUCGCCGGCGGAGAAGGGGGAGGGGGGCCCCCAGCACGCCAUCCCGCGCCGCCACGCGCCCCUGGAGCAGCUGGUGCGGCAGGGCUCCUUCCGCGGCUUCCCCGCCCUCAGCCAGAGGAACUCGCCCUUCAAACGCCAGCUCUCGCUGCGGCUCAGCGACCUGCCCUCCACCCUGCAGCGCACGGGGGGCUUCCCGGCCCGGGGCGCCGUGCUGGAGCUGGAGUCGACCCCGCCCGGCGACAGCGACGGGAUCAGUGCCCUCUGCAGCCAGAUCGAUGCCUCCUUCACCCGCCCGCCCGCCGACCCCUUCAGCCCCACGGCCGCCGACGGCACCGCCUCCCCCCCCACGGGGCUCCCCCAAGGGCCGGCCGCCUGGGGCGAGCCCGGGGCGGGGGCCCCCUCGCCGGCCCCCCCGUUCCAGCCCGGACACAAGCGGACCCCGUCGGAGGCCGAGCGCUGGCUGGAGGAGGUGGCCCAGACGGUCAAAGCUCAGCAGCUGGCCCCUUCCGCGGCGCCCGUGCCCGCGGCCCUGCCCGCCACGCUGCCCCCGUACCCCGUGAGCUACGCCGCCGCGCCCGCCCCCGUGGGCAUCUUCCGGCCGCCCCACAUGCAGCCGGCCCACGUGCCCGCGGGGGCCUACCCGCUGGCCGGGCCCUACGGGGCGCCCAGCGUGCCCGUGGUGGGCAUCACCCCCUCCCAGAUGGUGGCCAACGUCUUCUGCUCCACUGCCCAGCUGCCGCCCUCGAACUCGGGGGGCAAGGCCGGCCCCUUCCCCCCUGCACUGCGGGGCCCCGUGCUGCCCCCUCCCCCCCAGGCCCGGCCCAAGUCCGGCGGCGCCGCCCCCUGGCCCCCGGAGCCGGGCCAGCCGGGGGCCACGGCCCCCCCGCCCGCACCCCCCGGGCCCAAGCCGGACCCCUUUGAGGCUCAGUGGGCGGCGCUGGGGGCCAAGCCCCCCGGGGGGGCCGACCCAGUCAACCCCUUCGCCGGAGACCUGCAGAAAACCUUUGAGAUUGAGCUGUGAGCUGGGGGGGGGCUACCAGGGUCCCCGAGCCCCCCACUGUGGAACUGACUAUGGGGCCAGGUAGAGGUGGGGGAUGUACGGAGACCCCCCCACCCCAGCGGAACCUGGGUCACCAGCUCCUUGUCAAAUGGGGGGCAGCCUGGGGAGGGGCCCCCAGGACUGCUCCCCCCGCCUGCCCACCCGCACCAGCUUUGCUGCUGGGGGCUUUGCCGGGGGGCCAAUGCGGGGCUGAGCGUGGGUCCCAGUCCCUGGAGGUGGGGCUGGGGUCUGCUGAAGUGAGGGGGGGAACGUGGGGGUGAGGAGCCUCUCCCCCUCCCCCGGUGAUGAAAUGGUUAACAGGUCCCUAGAUGGCUGGCUGCAAAAGGGGAGGGACCCUGGGCUGUACGUUUUGGGGGUCUGGACCGGGGAGCACCCCCCAGAUCCAGGGGUGAUCAGGGCUAACCCCCCCCCCCCCGAGUCUAAUGGUCAGACCUGCAGAGAUGAGGCCCUGCAGCCCCGGGCCUGGGGGCAGGGGUGGGGGGCUGAGCAGAGGGAAAAUGGGGUCCUGGGGGGGGGGGGAUUGGCCUCCCCUGCAGGGAGCUGCCUCGGGGGCGGGGGGACUGGUUCUGGCCUUUCCGCCCCCGUAGGCCUCUGCUGCAGCAGUGGGGGGGGAUCACGAUGCACCAGCAUCACCUACUGGGGGGUGCUGUGGCCCCCCCAGGUCCCCCAGCGUGGCCCAGAUGGGGAGUCUGGAGGGAGGGGCAAAGCAGGGGUGAUGCUAACCCUAAAUCUUCUGCGGGGAGCUUCCCCCCCAUAGGAAAAAAACACCCAGAGCUGGAGCUUUUCCUGCCCAGACCCCUGGCUGGGCCUGGCCUGGGGGGGUCUCAGGGGCCCCUGGCCAAGCGGGGCGGGGGGGUUGUUCCUGGCUCUAAUUUAUUGUCUUCGAUUUUUAGUUCGGGAGCAGGGAUGGGGGGGGGAUCCUGGUGAAGAUGGGGGAGGGGCUCAGGCCAGGGUGGGAUGGACAGACAGACGGGCGCGCAUUGCCCCAGAUGCCCCCCCCCAGCUGUCUGCCCUGAUCCUGCCACAAGUCAAAGCCCAUGGGGGGGGGUGCAUUGAAGUGGCAGCUUGUCCCCCACCUGCUGGGGUGAUGUAGGGGGGAUAGUGUGGGAACUGGGGGGGGUCUGGAGUGGGGGGACCAGACACCCCUCCCACAGGCUGUGUGGGGUCAAGGGCAGGGCCAGACCCCCGGGGGGGCACCUGAGGCCUCUCAUCCGCCCCACUGCCUGAGCAGCGCAGCCUGGAUUCGCCCCCCCCAUGGGCACCACCCGGAGGUGCUUCGUGGGCCCCGGGGGGCUGGGGCGGCGGGGGGGGGGGGUGAUGCCACGUCGCCCGGCUCAGUGGAGGCCACACCGUGGGUGCAGGCUGGCCGUGCCCCACCGCUGGGGCAGGGGGGAGCUGCCGCAUGGGGGGGGCGCCCUGGGGCGGGGGGGCAGUGCCACGUUGUAGGUGCACAGAGCCCUGGGGCAGGUGCUGGGGUGUGGGGAGGGGGAGGCAGCUGCUGUCCUGCCCCCCCCCCCAGCCCUCCGGCUGGCACGGGCCCUGCACCGACCCCCAGGAGGCGACACUGGCCCCGGGGGGGGGGUGGGGGGGAGAGGAGAUUUUCUAUCUUUAUUUCCACACAUUUUGUAUCUAAAAUCCCCCCCCCCCGCGUUUGUAUGACAGAAAUAACUGCCAAUAAAGCUACCCUCUGCCGCCGGCUGGUGCCCUGCGCCGGGCGGGGGCCGUUCAGCUAA
Messenger RNA from Chelonia mydas (Green sea turtle), 3621 nucleotides. It is a transcript of the gene NUMBL, whose product is annotated as NUMB like endocytic adaptor protein. The record is from RefSeq and is a predicted model, not a curated record. The coding region runs from base 155 to 1849 and encodes 564 amino acids. Lineage: Eukaryota; Metazoa; Chordata; Testudines; Cheloniidae. The transcript has 9 exons.